Molecule: messenger RNA, 3456 nt
Organism: Racocetra fulgida
Lineage: Eukaryota; Fungi; Glomeromycota; Glomeromycetes; Diversisporales; Gigasporaceae
Source: the annotation of a GenBank genome assembly
AUGUCUACUCACCUAAAACCCUUCGCACCUUCUCAUAAACCUCUUCCAGCUCUUCCAACGGAAAAUGGAGAUUCACAGGAGAUUAAAAAAAAGGCAAAACUAAAUUCGGCUAACCUUCCUCCAAUACCACAAUCUAACGACCUAUUGUUAGAUAGUCGUUCUCUUGGACACAUUCGAAAACUUUUAAGGCAAACAUUAAAUAAUUGCAAUUUAUCUAUCGAUCCUUGGGAAUCAGUAAUUCUGGGAAUUAUACUUGAUAUUUCUGGAAUUGUAACUAGAGUUGUCGAUGGUUUACCACAAAGUCCGACUUCUUCCGUCAAUCCUGCUACCGAAAAAACUGUAUUAGGAUUAAAUUCCGGAUCAGAUUAUAAUUACAAACCUCUUGAAAAAUUCGUUAUCAAUAUAAAAAAGGAUGAUAGUGGCAAACCAACAGAUUCGCGGUUUAUUUUUAAUCAUUAUGAAGGCACACCUUUAUUUAAACAUGAAUUAGACGAAGGGCUGGAUCCUUCAAAAGAGCAACAAAAACGAUGGAUAGGUGGUACCAUCGUUCUUAAAGGCGCUAAGAGGAACUGGGUAGACAAAAUAAUUGAACUUAUGGUUUUCGUUGUGUGUAAUCUAAAAUUGGAAAUGUGUUUGUAUCGGGAUCAUUCUAUUGCCCGCGAUGAAGUUGAAGAUAUCCAGGAUGCUGAAGAGGUUAAAAACACAAUACGAACCUCUAGACGUCGUUCAAAAUCAUCAUUAUUGGGAUGGUUAAUGAAACAUACCAAUUUGCAAAAUACUAAAGAGCAAAUGAUUAAAUCCUAUGAAAAACGCGAGAAGCGUGAAAAGUAUGAGAAACAUGAGAAACAAGGAUCAUCUCUAGUUAGGUGGUCUACAAUAAGCAGGUCUUCAUCGUUUACCAAGGAUUCCAAUCUUUCUAUUAUUGACUAUGAUGAUGAUACAAUAAUGUUAACAACACACAAUUUUGCUAAAGUAAUCUCUCAAAUGGAAACAUCUAUUUUGUCUGUAUCUCCUGGAGUAAAAUUUCCACCUCCUCAUUUGUUGAUGAGAUUAGAGGAGGAAGAGACUGACAGUCGUUCGAAUAACGAGACUAAUAUAAGCAUAAAUUUUAAUAACGUUUGGGAUUCUAUUGAAAAAUAUCGGACUUAUGCACCAUUAUUCAGGUCUGGACAGGUAUCUCUAGACUUCAAAACUGGUCUUUCCUACUUGAUGACUAAGAAUAGCAAUACACUUAGAGGCGUAUUUAAACAUCAGUCAAUAUCGUGCUCAUAUGCCAGGUUUUGGUCACCAGAUUCACCUGUCCUGUGCCACAAUCAUGAGAUUAUUACAAUGGACUAUUAUAAUAAGAUUAAUUCUAACAUCGAUAAAUCUCUUGGUGAAAUUAUUGAUGAGAUUUGUGACAAAGCUUAUGAGACAUGUGAAUAUAAAACAUGUGAACACCGAGGAAUUGACCAUAAAUCCACAUAUACACAUAAUGAUGGAAGAAUAAGUCUUGUCGUUGAAGAAUCGCCAGAUCCUAAAUUGAAAGCCUUCACUAAUCAAAUUUUUAUGUGGACUCAAUGCAAGCUAUGUUCUGAAAAAUCCUCUGUAUUUAUUAUGUCGCGAUCAACAUACUUCUAUUCCUUUGCCAAAUAUCUCGAAUUAUUAUAUUAUAAUGAAGAUUUCACCUGCAAAAAUUUAUGUCCACACGUUGAAUUGCGUUAUCCAUUGCUUAGGUGUUUUCGUAGAGGGAAGUUUGUUGUAAAAGUAGAAUAUGAGCAUGUAGACCUUUUUGAAAUGCGAUUGCCAAAAUUUCAAAUAUCUCUGGAUAAGCAAGCUGCAUCUUCGAUAAAAGAAGUCAAUCAACUUUUUGCAAUUGAUGAUGAAGAUGCAAAAAGGCUGCAUAAUGAAACGAGAUUGGAGAUUACCUAUUUUUAUCUUUCAAUAAAACGGCAUAUUACUUUACUGGAAGAACGUCUUCGAUCUUUGCAUGUUGAACAGACCAAUGGCAAUAUUGAAGCCUCCAUGUCCGAAAAAACUAUUCAUGCAAUUCAAACAUUAGAUGAGCUUACAAGGAGUUUUUAUGAUGAUGAAUUCAAACUCUAUGAUCUACUGAAAAAAACAAAUGCAACAAUUCUAAAUAAUGUCCGACGAAGUCUAGUUGAUCAGAUUAAGAAUACAAAAAAGCGAUUGUUGCAAUGGCAAAAGGAAAAUCUUGUCGAGUCAGAUCUAGCAAAAUUCAGUGAAAUUGAUUCUCAAGGAUACUUAAAUGAAUUAUCAAAGUUGCGUGCUGAUAGCAAACGAUUAUCAUCGCAAUCAGCCCCUGUAACACCUGUUUCGGAGUAUCAUGCACCAGCACCAUCAGCAUCCUUUUCCUUAUUACUUAAUUCAUUAAAGAAUCCUUCAUCAACAAAUGUCUCAACAAAAAACAGUAUUUCAAAUGAGUCUGAUGUAGAUGAAAAUGUCAAAGAUGUCGAAAAUGAAAAACAAGCUAUUAAUGAAAAACAGGAACAUGAUACGGUAAAAGAGGUAAAAAUUGCGAAACCCGAGAUUAGUGUUACCGACUCUCCAGAUGAGUUUAGUGGAAAGGAAUACACAAGGAUUAGAGAUGAUAGAUCCGCUCCUCUUUCAUGGAACAGAAAAAAUCAAAAAGAACAAGAUAGCCCACAUAUAAAACAUAUGUACUUUGCAGAACAGUUCGACUAUUUACGACGUAGAUGUGGAAUCGAGGAUAUUUAUGUGGAUUCAUUGUCUAGAUGUUCUUCAUGGAAAGUAAGCGGAGGUAAAAGUUCUAGCACAUUUUUUAAAACACAAGCAAAAAUAUUUGGAUUUUAUAGCAUAAAAAUUAAAGACCUUAAAAAGAAUAAUCUUAUAAUGAAAAUGGAUGUUCUUGUAAUGGAACAAUUAUUCUUUGAAAAAGCCAUAACAAGAAAAUUUGACUUGAAAGGGAUACAAGAACGUCAUACAAAAGAACAGCUAGAGGACGCUACAUUAUGGGAUGGGGAUUGGGUAGAUGGUCGGUAUAAAUCAAAAUUUUUGACAUAUUCUUAUGGCAAAAAACUUCUUAGAGAGGCUAUAGCCAAUGAUACACAAUUCUUGUGUGAGGCAAAUAUUAUGGAUUAUUCAUUACUCCUUGGAAUUGAUGAUACAAAGAAGGAAAUGAUUGCAGGAAUAGUUGAUUUUAUUGGAGAAUAUACUUUGUAUAAAAAGAUUGAAUCCCGUGGAAAAACGCUUGGCCGUAACGCAAAAGAAGUUACGGUAAUACCACCAGAUCAAUAUAAAGAUAGAUUCCGAGAUUCAAUAGAACAAUAUUUUUUUGCGAUACCAGACAAAUGGACAAGAACAUACGGUGAUAAUCCACAAUCAUCGGCUGCGGAUGAAAUGUCUCAAAUGUCUCCCAUAGGAUGCACACCCCCUUCAUCACCAAUUUCAUAUGCACAAAACUCUAUUUCAAUGAAAUUACCAAGUGUAUUAUAA